This is a messenger RNA of Puccinia graminis f. sp. tritici CRL 75-36-700-3, 807 nucleotides long. RefSeq lists its product as uncharacterized. The record is from RefSeq and is a predicted model, not a curated record. NCBI's taxonomy places the organism in Eukaryota, Fungi, Basidiomycota, Pucciniomycetes, Pucciniales, Pucciniaceae. The transcript has 4 exons. Bases 1 to 807 code for a protein of 268 amino acids.
AUGGAUCAAGUCAAAAAAACUGCCGCCAACAACACUCCUCAGCUUACGUUUGACAUCCAGAUAGCUUCAUACGGCUCCUCAGGCUCAGGUCAAUGGGAUAUCUGUAAGAAGGAAAUCUCAACGCAUCUGGUCACAAAGAUGGAUGAGAUGAGGAAGGCACAAGGCUAUUCCUCGAUGAUCCUUGAUGUCCACUUUGAGAGUUAUGACCUUGUUAAUGAAGGGGCCAAAGCCCAUGAACCAGAUGUCAACCAAUUAUCAAGCCUCAACCCCCAUACCAACCUAGACUUCAGUUCUUUCCCUGACCCAAAUGACCAUUCCCCUACCCAAGCUGUUUUUUCCUGGCCUCCAAUAUCUAGUUCUCAUCAAGCAAUCAUAAAAACCUCUCAAAAUGCUCAACACAACAACUUCAGAAGAUUCAAAUCCGAAGUCCACCAAUAUCUGCAGCUGGAAGCUCAAAGGACACAGCAGCACAAGAGCCAUGUUGAGGAAAUUGAUUCAACAUUCCAUCACCUUAAUCAACAUUCUUCUGCAAAAUUUCUCAGCAAUUACAAGCUCAAGGAAAGUGCUAAUGAGCUCUGGGUGGGCUCCAGGAAUUCAAACCACUUGUUGGAAUCAAGCUGCCAAAUCAUGGAGGCCUUUCAUGAUAGCUUGCUCCAGCAAACCAUUGCAAUCAAUCUGGAGUACAAAUUGAAAAGGCAGCUAUUUCCAACCCUACCAGACUCAUCACCCCAAAAAUCACAAUCCAGUUUUAUAAGUGUCAGAGAAGCAAAGAAGGAAUAUGACCCUGAGCGUGCCAAACGUAUCUAG